AGAACAAUGUGGUGUUGAAAGAACAACAGAAAGCAAAGAAAGAAAUUAAGAAUGAAUACCUCAUAAUUAAGCUGAUAUAUCAUUCACUCAUAAGCUCACUCACCCUCCAUUAAAUCAAUCAAUACCUCCAUUUCCAUUUUCCCAUCAAAACCCUCUUCACUUUCAUCCAUAACAUAACUAAAACUCUCUCCAAAAUCUCACAAACAACAACACCACCAUCAUCUUAAACUAUUAAACCAUCAAAACAAAAAGAACAGAGGAAGCAGAAACAGAGGAAGAGGAAGAAGUGAAACUCAUAACCACCGGAGACAGACAUCAUCACCGCAGAAACCACCACUCUCUUUCUCCGGUACUGCAGAACGUACCAUUGAAUAAGACAGAUAGAUAGCUAGCUAGAUUUUAUUUAUAUUUCUGAUUUCUGAUAAUCUUUAUCAGCUCUUCCAUUUCGAAUACAAUUCAUCGAUGGAUUGGGUGUAAUUGUUCAAAUCAACACCUUUCAUUUCAAUCAAGUAGAAUUACAACUCAAAUUCUUGUUACUCCUUCAACAACAGUAGCAGCAUUUCUAGUUUGAUUUUGAGUUCAUAUAUAGCUUUGGUUUUUGCUUCAACAGUUUGUGAAGUAGCUAGCAUUUGUACGUGGUAUGAUUUGAGUUCACAAUUUUUGUGGUUUCAUCUAUUUGUGAAGUGGAAUUGGUGAUAUUGUGGUUGGAACUGAAACUGAAAGUGCGUCAUGUUGUGAAAUAGUUACAUUGGUAGAUCUAGAAAUACAAGUGUUGUUUUGAAGAUUAUUAAUCAAAAAAGUUGAAGGAAAGAUUGAAGAGGGGAUGGAAAGUUUGCAGAAAUUCACAAGAGCGGUUACAACAUGGAAAAUUUGGGGACUCUCAGGAAAAGCAUUAGAUCCAAGAAGCAAGCGCGUGCAAAUAUGGAACCGCGCGCUGUUAUUAGCGCGCGGUGUUGCUUUGGUGAUGGAUCCACUGUUUGUCUAUGCACUUUCCAUAGGGAGAAAAGGAGGUUCGCCAUGUUUGUAUAUGGACGGAGGGUUGGCGUUGGUUUUCACAGUGGCGCGUUCGCUUCUUGAUGCAGUUCAUUUGCUUCACAUUGGGUUGCAGCUUAGAUCAGCAUAUGUGUCUAGAAAAUCCCUUGUUGUUGGAUGUGGGGAACUUGUGUGGGACGCACGCGCCACUGCUUCUGCCUAUAUGAGAGCUUUCAAAGGAUUCUGGUUUGAUAUUUUUGUUAUUCUUCCUGUGCCUCAGGUUGUAUUUUGGAUAGUAGUACCAAAAUUGAUAAGAGAAGAGAGGAUUAAAAUAAUGAUGACAACAAUGCUAUUGAUGUUUUUGUUCCAAUUUCUCCCUAAGGUUUGUCAUAGCAUAUCCAUGAUGAGAAGAAUGCAAAAUGUCACGGGCUAUAUCUUUGGCACCCUUUCUUGGGGAUUUGGACUCAAUCUCAUAGCUUAUUUUUUUGCCUCUCAUGUUGUUGGAGCGUGUUGGUAUGUCCUUGCGAUUCAACGCAUUGCAUCAUGCCUUCAACAGCAAUGUGAAAGAUCUGCUGGAUGCAAUCUCGCUCUAUCAUGCUCAGAGGAGAUAUGUUCUCGGUCAUUGUGUGGUGGAAACUCAACAAUGAUGAGUAAGCUUGUGUGCUUAGAUGUUAAAGGACCUUUCAGACAUGGCAUCUACCGAUGGGCACUUAAUGUUGUAUCCAGCAAUUCCUUGGCUUUCAGGAUUCUUUAUCCCAUUUAUUGGGGUUUGACGACCUUCAGCACUUUUGGAAAUGAUCUUGAACCCACAAGUAACUGGCUAGAAGUGAUUUUCAGUAUAUGCAUUAUAGUUGCCGGACUACUACUUUUCACUCUGUUUAUUGGUAACAUUCAGGUAUUCUUAGAUGGAGUCAUGGAAAAGAAGAGAAACAUGCAGCUUAGAAGUCGUGACAUGGAAUGGUGGAUGAGGAGGAGGCAGUUGCCCUCCCGAUUAAGACAAAGAGUUCGGCAUUUUGAACGUGAGAGAUGGGCAGCCACAGGAGGAGAAGAUGAAAUGGAACUCAUGAAGGACUUACCCGAGGGUCUGAGGAGAGACAUUGAGCAGUAUCUGAUAGAGGAUGAUGGAGACCAAAGAGCAUAGUCCAUACACAGGGGCGGAUCCACUUGUAAAUGAGGGUGGGCAGUUGCACACGCUGGAUUUUUAUAUUUACUCAUAAUACCCCGAUAUAUUUUGCACUUGCACCCCCUGAAUAUAUUCAUUUGCACCUUAUCCAAUGAUUUUGUCCAUGGACCCAUUGAAAUCUCACCUCAUGUAGCAGCCCAACUAGCCCAACCGGAAGCUUGCUUGUUCUUCUUGUUGUUUCUAUUUUAGUGUUAUUAAUCAUUACUAUUAUUAUAUUGUUUUUCUCAUAAAUGCCAAAAUGCCAUAAAAUGUGGAUCGAGCACAUGUUCAUGCUUGUUAUGUUAUGUGUACCUUACCACUAUGCCAAAGUAAAAGUCUUAUA
This is a messenger RNA of Trifolium pratense (red clover), 2477 nucleotides long. RefSeq names its product cyclic nucleotide-gated ion channel 2-like. Gene Ontology annotation, molecular function: monoatomic ion channel activity. The coding region runs from base 824 to 2113 and encodes 429 amino acids. The record is from RefSeq and is a predicted model, not a curated record. Lineage: Eukaryota; Viridiplantae; Streptophyta; Magnoliopsida; Fabales; Fabaceae. The transcript is spliced from 6 exons. Gene Ontology annotation, biological process: monoatomic ion transport; transmembrane transport. Gene Ontology annotation, cellular component: membrane.